UUCCUUUCUCUCUCUCUCUCUCUCUCUCUCUCUCUAUAUAUAUAUAUAUAUAUAUUCCAACUGGAUCUUCUCUUUAAUGAAGUCAAGCUACCAUUUUUUCAACUCCACAUAUCCCAUUUGAUUUGAGGUGUUGAGGCUGCUGAUUUUGUGCAGACCUUGCAACCCAAGGAAUAAAGAAAUGAAGUGUUUCUUUCCCUUCAGAAAACGCAAGAGCAAAAAAGAAGUAUCGCAAUCCGCUCCAGAAUUGAGAAACAAAAGCAAUCCAAGCAAUCCGGCUUUGGAUCGCGCGACAAAAUCUUCGAGUUCAUUGCCAUCUCCAAAGAGCAUACCAGAAUUGUACAAAGAAAGGGAGCAUAAUUUAAGAGUUUUCUCCUUCCAAGAGCUGAGGGAAGCAACAAAUGGUUUCAGCAGGUCGCUUAAGCUCGGGGAAGGAGGUUUUGGGAGGGUUUAUAAAGCAGCAAUCAGGCCUUCCGAUGGAGGAACGGGCAGUCCGAUUUGGGUUGCCAUCAAGAAGUUAAACCCUCAUAGUUUACAGGGUCAUAAGCAAUGGCUUGCAGAAGUUCAAUUUCUUGGCGUCGUAAAUCACCCGAAUUUGGUAAAACUUCUAGGGUACUGUUGUUUAGAUGGAGAGAGAGGGAUACAAAGGCUGUUGGUGUAUGAAUUUAUGCCUAAUAGAAGCUUAGAAGAUCAUCUUUUCAACAGGGCUUUGCCUGCAUUGCCUUGGAUGACAAGAUUAAAGAUAAUGCUUGGUGCUGCUCAAGGAUUGGCUUAUCUACACAAGGGACUCGAAGUCCAGGUAAUAUAUCGAGAUUUCAAAUCUUCAAAUGUGCUAUUGGAUGAGGAAUUCAGGCCAAAGCUCUCAGACUUCGGGCUUGCUAGAGAAGGACCAACGGGUGACCGUUCUCAUGUAUCAACCUCGGUGGUGGGGACUUAUGGAUACGCAGCCCCAGAAUAUUUAAAAACAGGCCAUCUUUCAAUCAGUUGUGACUUAUGGAGUUUUGGUGUGGUACUGUACGAGAUCCUAACAGGCAGGCGUGUCUUAGACAAGAACCGCCCCAUAUCAGAACAAAAGCUUCUUUACUGGGUUAGACAGUUCCCUGCAGACAGUAAAAGGUUCAGCAUGGUAAUAGAUCCCCUACUAAGAGACCAGUAUUCUCUUACUGCAGCUCAGAAUGUUGCCAAGUUGGCCGAUAGCUGUCUGAACAAUAACUCAAAGGACCGGCCAACCAUGAGUCAGGUGGUAGAGGUGUUGGAGCAAGCUCUACGAGAUUCACAAGGGAGCACCAAUUCUUUUAAGAGAAGUUUUGAGGUCUCUACAUCUAAAUUGGCGAAGCGGAAACCCAAGUAGAAUUGAUUGAUAUAAAGAGAGAGCACUAUAUAUACGUCCUACUUGUUAAAUAUCAGAGUGCACGAUAACCAAUACUACAAAUUAAUACGAAUAUUAUUAAACAAACGAAAAUGCCGAAACGGUUACAAAAUCUUAAGAGGCUACAUUGUGACUAA
This is a messenger RNA of Malus domestica (apple), 1503 nucleotides long. RefSeq names its product probable serine/threonine-protein kinase PBL19. Gene Ontology annotation, biological process: protein phosphorylation. Gene Ontology annotation, molecular function: ATP binding; protein kinase activity. The record is from RefSeq and is a predicted model, not a curated record. Lineage: Eukaryota; Viridiplantae; Streptophyta; Magnoliopsida; Rosales; Rosaceae.